Xenia sp. Carnegie-2017 is the source of this 1800-nucleotide messenger RNA. RefSeq names its product histone deacetylase 3-like. The transcript is spliced from 19 exons. Gene Ontology annotation, molecular function: histone deacetylase activity. The coding region runs from base 170 to 1453 and encodes 427 amino acids. The record is from RefSeq and is a predicted model, not a curated record. Lineage: Eukaryota; Metazoa; Cnidaria; Anthozoa; Malacalcyonacea; Xeniidae.
GUGAGCGAGUGAGAAAGCGAAGAAAAUUCUAGAGUACAACAUUUCAUUGUUAGUGGUUUGUGUCUGUGGUACUUACAUUAAGUAUCGACAACAUUUGAAAACAGCCCAAACAUGAGCCUAAAGCCCAAAGGAUUACAAAAAUUAUUCUUUCUUGGGAAUAGUUCAUGAUAUGGCUAAAAGAAGUGUAUCUUACUUUUAUGAUGAAGAGGUUGGCAACUUCCAUUACGGUAUUAAUCAUCCAAUGAAACCCCAUAGGCUUGCUCUUACCAACAGUCUGAUCUUAAAUUAUGGGCUAUACAAAAAGAUGGAGGUUUAUAAACCAUAUAAAGCAACUCUUCACGAUAUGUGUACAUUUCAUUCAGAAGAUUAUAUAAAGUAUUUGGAAAGGAUAACAAGCAAACCAAUUUUCCCCAAAAAAAACAUAAACCAUUUCAAUGUUGGUGAUGAUUGUCCUGUCUUUUCUGGUCUCUAUGAAUUUUGCUCUAUAUACACAGGAGCAUCUCUUCAAGGAGCAAUGCAGCUAAACCAUGAGAGUUGUGACAUAGCCAUUAAUUGGGCCGGCGGCUUACAUCAUGCAAAAAAAUUUGAGGCAUCUGGAUUUUGUUAUGUAAAUGAUAUUGUGAUUUCAAUUUUAGAAUUGUUAAGAUAUCAUCCACGUGUUUUGUACAUUGAUAUUGACAUUCAUCAUGGUGAUGGUGUUCAGGAGGCAUUCUACUUGACUGACCGUGUAAUGACUUUAUCUUUUCACAAAUAUGGAAACGGGUUCUUUCCUGGCACAGGAGAUAUGUAUGAAAAUGGUGUUGACAAUGGUCGAUUUUACUCUGUCAAUGUACCAUUACGGGAUGGCAUUGAUGAUCAUGGGUUCUUUAGCUUGUUCAAACCAAUUGUGAGUGAAGUUGUUAACAAAUACCAACCGUCAUGCAUUGUUUUACAGUGUGGUGCAGAUUCACUUGGCUGCGAUCGAUUAGGCUGCUUCAAUUUGAGUAUAAAGGGUCAUGGUGAAUGUGUAAAGUUCACAAGAAGUUUAAAUUUACCUCUUUUGGUUCUGGGCGGAGGCGGGUACACGAUAAGAAAUGUUGCACGUUGCUGGACGUACGAAACUUCGAUUUUGUUAGAUCAUCAAGUUAGCAAUGAAAUUCCUGUCGAUGAUGAAUAUUACGAAUAUUUUGGGCCAGACUUUUCUCUUCAUCCCGAAAUUGGAACAAAACACGAAAACCACAAUACUAAACAGUACCUUGAAAAUAUCAAACAAACAGUUUUUGAGAAUCUAAAAAUGAUUUCGGGAGCUCCGGGUGUUCAGAUGCAAGCUGUACCUGACGAUCUCUUAUCCAUUGAAGACAAUAGAAAUGGCAAUGAUGACAACAUUAGAUCACGUGAUUAUCAUAGAAUGAAUAACGAGUUCUAUGACAAAGAAAACGAUGUUGAUAAGGAAGAUGGUUAUGUUGAAGUAUGAGAGGAAAAAGACAUUAGGUGUUUGAAACGUUGCAGUAUCCUUGGAUAUUACAUACAUCUGUACGUGACUAUAAAUUACUACGUCGAAUGGCUCUUGAAGACGUUAAAAAUAUGGGCAAUUACACGCUACCUCCUGCCAGAAUUGGAGUUUCCCGUACGCCUUUGACGACAAAGAAGAGCGGCUGGCUGGGCAUAGCCGCGCUAAUAAUUUUUCCAUCAUUAGAAAUGUGAACUGAACAUCCUUUAGCCUCAAAGUUCAUUUUGUGGGGAAAGAUUAAAAACUUUUCUUGAAAUUUUGUCACAUGUAAAUUUCAGAAUUUUCGUAAAGUGCAUUUUCUCAAAAUGGAA